CAAAUUGGGUUUUCCAAUUCAAGCUUUCGUCUUCCUCUAGUUCUUUUAGCUUCGAAAAAUAACUUCAAAGAGUGACAUCAAGAUUUCGUCGAUGAUCAUGGAGACUUUCAUGCUAUUGAAAUGGCUUGUUAACUCAAUAGGCACAAUGAAUUUCGGGUGCAAUAAUUCAUCGUCAUCGAAGAAUGAUAAGGCUCAGGAGAUAAGUUUCUACUCGAUGCAUGAUGAUGAAGAGAAGAAAUUCAACAAGGGCGCAAUGAAAUGUGGUGCAUCAUCAGGUUUUCAAAUGCCACUUCACUAUCCUCGUUACAAGAAGUCGGAUUAUGAGAAAAUGGAGGAAUGGAAGGUUGAUGUGCUUCUCAGAGAAUAUGGUCUUCACAGUUUUAAGGGUACCCUUGAUGAGAAAAGGGAAUUUGCUAUGGGUACUUUCUUGUGGCCUGAUCAGAUCUAAUUAUGCACCACCAGUCCACCUCCACCACCAACUUAAAUUCUGCAGCUCUCGGUAUCUUCCUAUAGUUGCUAACUAAAUAGUUGUAGAAAGUACUUCAGUAUCUUCUUUUUUUUAUUAUAAGGUAUCACUAAUAGUAUCACCAGUGUCCAUGUUAUUAUAAAUGUUCCUCGGUAUGCUAGUUUUUGUUUUUGUUUAGGGUUUGCUGUACACUGUAUGUAAGCUUUUCCAUAAUCAAGUGGUGGACAUAUUGACAGUUUACAAAUGA
Messenger RNA from Papaver somniferum (opium poppy), 713 nucleotides. RefSeq lists its product as uncharacterized. The record is from RefSeq and is a predicted model, not a curated record. Bases 92 to 448 code for a protein of 118 amino acids. NCBI's taxonomy places the organism in Eukaryota, Viridiplantae, Streptophyta, Magnoliopsida, Ranunculales, Papaveraceae. The transcript has a single exon.